AUGAUUUGUUUGCCGGAGAAUAAUGUGCCCUCUCUUCUGGCCUUGACCUUAUGCGCCUUGUGUCUACUGAGCUCUAAUGCGGUGAUGGCAUUCGUUGCUGGAUUAAAAAGAAAUGCGGAGCCGCAUGAUCCUGUGGCUGCCACUCGCGCGCUAAUCCACCGACGUCUGGGUGGCAGAUACAAUGAUCAGAUUUCACUUCAUGUACUGCCGUCUGAACCAGAUGACCUCGAUGUCUUCGAGCUCGGAAGUGACGGUAACAAGCUUGAAAUUGCUGCAAAUUCGGCGACCGCCAUGGCUUAUGGCCUCCAAUGGUACUUCAAGUCUGUAUUACAUACAAAGACCGAUUGGGACAAUCACAAAUUUCAGCUUCCAGACGAAUUACCAAGAGUCACGGAACGCGUGCGUCACAAACGUAGGUCUAAAUUUUCUUACUACCAGAACGUGGAUACCGGCAGCUAUUCCCUCUGGGCAUGGAGAUGGCCACAGUGGGAGCAACACAUUGACUGGAUGGCGCUCAACGGUAUAAACAUGCCCCUGGCAUUUACCGGACAGGAGAAAGUGUGGCAAAAUACUUUUCACAAGUACUACAAUGUAAGUUAUGAAGGAUUAGGCAAAUUUUUUGCUGGCUCAGCCUUUUUGUCCUGGGGACGCAUGGGAAACUUGCGUGGGAGCUGGGGAAAAGGACCAUUGCCUCAAGCAUUCAUUGACAACCAACACAAGCUACAGCUGCGUAUUCUGCAGCGUAUGCGUGAGUUUGGCAUGAUCCCAGCUCUUCCAGCAUUUGCGGGGCAUGUUCCCGAAGAAUUGAAGCUUCGAUUACCAAAUGCAAACUACACUCAGUCGCCAAACUGGGGAAACUUUUCAGAGGAACAUUGCUGUGUUUACAUGAUCGAGCCAACAGAUCCUUUAUAUCGCGAAAUUGGUAAAGUCUUUAUAAAUGAGCAACGUGCUCUAUACAAUUACACCUCUUCUUUAUAUCAAUGCGAUACAUACAUGGAAAUGUCGCCAGAGUUCACGGAUUUUAGUGAGCUUGAAAAGGCUUCGCAAGCUGUGAUUGACGGCAUGAUAGCUGCAGAUCCUCAUGCUGUAUGGCUGAUGCAAGGCUGGCCAUUUGUAGACGACCCAAUUUACUGGACAAAACCACGCGUCAAAGCAUAUCUUGAUGGUGUUCCAACGGACAAAUUGAUCGUUCUUGAUUUUUACAGCGAAUCCGUGCCUUUAUGGAACUCAAUGGACAACUAUUUUGGCAAAAGCUGGAUUUACUGUGUGCUUCAUAACUUUGGCGGAAAUACUGGAAUGCGGGGGGACUUAGCAACUCUGACGACUGCGCCCGUACUGGCAAACCAGGCGGGAAAUGGUACAAUGGUUGGAGUGGGGUUGACCAUGGAAGGCAUAUUUCAAAAUUAUGUAGUGUAUGACCUCACACUGCAAAUGGCGUGGGUAGAUACUCCUCUGGAUGUAAAGGUGUGGGUUUCAGAGUAUGCAACACAACGUUAUCACACAGACAAUGAGCACAUAAAGCAUGCCUGGAAUUAUCUUUUACGAUCAGUAUACAACCGCACACGUGCCUAUGGCGGCGUAACGAAGAGCUUGGUGUGCUUAAUUCCUCAUUGGAGGCUCUUAUACGAUCGAUUUCAGCCAACGCUUAUCAAGUAUGAUCCGAAUGAUGUCGCUUUAGCCUGGAACGAGCUUUUGCUUGCUGGAGAUGAACUUCACGAUAUAGACACUUACAGACAUGACCUAGUCGAUGUCACAAAGCAGUUUUUAAGCAACAAGUUGCUUGCACAGUACACGUAUCUGAAGAACAUCUACGUUGCUAAAACGGUGUCGUCAAAGGAAGUAUGUGAUUUAGCAGACCGCAUGCUUAUAACUAUGGAGCAUUUGGAGGAAGUUCUGGCUACGAAUGAAGACUUUUUGCUUGGUAGAUGGAUUGGAGACGCGUUGUCUCUUGCUGAUGACCUGAGCUCUGGUGACGAUAAACUUACUAGAACAAAAUUGCGUGAGUACUACGAAUACGAAGCUCGUAAUCAAGUGACGCGAUGGGGAGACAACAACAAUGAGGCAAUUCAUGACUAUGCUGGAAAGGAGUGGGCGGGUCUUGUAAGCGGUUACUACAUCCCUCGUUGGACGAUGUGGCUGUCUGAGGUCUGCAGCGCUUACACUGAUAAUAGAGCGAUGGAUGAAAAAAUACUUAAACAGAAGCGCAUUCAGUUUGAGCUCAGAUGGCAGAUCAGCCAUGAACUGUAUCCAACUGUGACAGUCGGUGAUUCAUUUACGGUCUCCAAGCGCAUUUACAGCGAAUACAUUGGUUUCAAUGAUUCCAUUAAGGAACUCGUCAGUGGGCUAGCAAUCGAGUAG
This is a messenger RNA of Plasmopara halstedii, 2358 nucleotides long. Its product is annotated as Alpha-N-acetylglucosaminidase. The transcript has 3 exons. The record is from RefSeq and is a predicted model, not a curated record. NCBI's taxonomy places the organism in Eukaryota, Oomycota, Peronosporomycetes, Peronosporales, Peronosporaceae. Bases 1 to 2358 code for a protein of 785 amino acids.